Hypoxylon fragiforme is the source of this 1868-nucleotide messenger RNA. RefSeq names its product putative 4-hydroxyphenylpyruvate dioxygenase. Bases 326 to 1603 code for a protein of 425 amino acids. The record is from RefSeq and is a predicted model, not a curated record. Gene Ontology annotation, biological process: L-tyrosine catabolic process. Lineage: Eukaryota; Fungi; Ascomycota; Sordariomycetes; Xylariales; Hypoxylaceae. The transcript has a single exon. Gene Ontology annotation, molecular function: 4-hydroxyphenylpyruvate dioxygenase activity.
AAGAUAUGUAAGUGAGUAAGGUGCUUACAUAGGUAGAUGUGUAAGUUGCACAUCGGAAGUUAAAAGUGAUAUACUUUCUUCAACUUUUGUUUAUUGUACACUUAACAUGUACUAAUCACUCGCCCUGAAGUCCUUUGUGUGUGUGAGUCUCGGAUCAAGUCAUCAUCACCAUUACCUCCCCAUACCCAUAUCCAUAUCCAUAUCCAUAUCCAUAUCAUAGCCAUCUCUCCAUGACAUCUAGUAUCUAGAUAGUACAUAACCUACCUACCCACCUAGUCCAUCUAGUUACAUACCAUCAAAUAAGUCACACAUAAAAACCCCCAACAUGGCCCCUUCGGCAAUCACAGAAGACUCAUCGAGCUAUUCCUCGGCCCUGUCCACACACCACGACGAGUUCGCCAUCCAAGCUGGCGUGUCCGAGCUCCAGGGCUACGACCAUGUCACCUGGUGGGUGGGCAACGCGAAGCAGGCCGCCUCGUAUUACAACACGCUGCUCGGCUUCACGACGAUAGCGUAUCGCGGCCUGGAGACGGGCAGCCGCUUCUUCACGUCGUACGUCGUGGCCAACGGCGCCGUCCGCUUCGUCUUCACCUCGCCCAUCCGCUCCUUCGCCCACCUGCCCAAGGAUGAGCCCAUAUCGGACGCCGAGCUCGUGCUGCUCAAGGAGAUGCACGAUCACCUCGAGAGGCACGGCGACGCCGUCAAGGACGUCGCCUUCGAGGUCGACAGCGUCGAGGGCGUGUACAACCGCGCCGUCUCACAGGGCGCCUCUUCUGUACAGCCCCCGCAAGUCCUCCACGACAAGAAACACGGCGACGUCCAAACGGCCGUGAUCCGCACGUAUGGAGACACCACACACACCCUGAUCUCGCGGCACGGGUACACCGGCCCCUUCAUGCCCGGUUUCCAGCCGCGCUCACCACCCCCCUCAAGCGUCUCUCUCCCAUCCGUAGAGCUAGUGAGCAUCGACCACUGUGUGGGUAACCAGUCGUGGGGAGAGAUGGUAGCAGCCUGCGAGUUCUACGAGCGGUGCUUGGCCUUCCACCGGUUCUGGUCCGUCGACGACAAGCAGAUCUGCACCGAGUUCAGCGCGCUCAGCAGCAUCGUGAUGAGCAACGCCACCGACACCGUCAAGAUGCCCAUCAACGAGCCCGCCCUCGGCAAGAAGAAGUCGCAGAUCGAGGAGUUCGUCAUCUUCAACUCCGGACCCGGAGUACAGCACGUCGCCCUGCUCACCCACGACAUCAUCGCCGCCGUCUCCGCCAUGCGCGCCCGCGGCGUCGAGUUCAUCUCGGUCCCCGACACCUACUACGAGACGCUUCGCGAGCGCCUCCAAAACAACAUCAGCGAGGACGGCAGCAAGAAGCCCCGCCGCACCUGGGAGCUCCAGGAGGACUUCGCGACGCUGCAGCGGCUGCACAUCCUCGUCGACUACGACGACCGCGGCUACCUCCUCCAGCUCUUCACCAAGCCCCUCAUGGACCGCCCCACCGUCUUCGUCGAGAUCAUCCAGCGCCACGGCUUCGACGGCUUCGGCGCCGGCAACUUCAAGAGCCUGUUCGAGGCCAUCGAGCGCGAGCAGGCUGAGCGCGGGAACUUGUAAAUCGAUUUUAUGAAUUUUGGUGGGGAAGAGAAGGAAGGAAGCGGAGGAGAGAAGGAAGAAGGUGGCGAUGGCGAUGGCGAUGGAAGAGCAUAGCAUGGAAUGUAUAUGAUAGGUACCUACUGAAUACCCCUUGGUUUUGGGGUGUUUGAGAGAUUAUUUUGAUUUAUUAACUUACCAUUUAACUACCCCUUAACGAGCCCACGACGCAAAGCACACAGCAAAGCGCGGCGAAGAUUGAUUGCUUGGUUUGAUUCUGUGGUUGUCA